AGAAUUUAAUGAAAGUCUUUGAUAACGUACUCCGGAUUAAUCUGAGGGCUUACGUCAAGUUAAGUCAAUUAGCCAUUCCUUAUCUCGAAGAAACCAACGGCACUAUUAUUAGUAUAUCAAGCAUUGCGUCAACUCAUCCGACCAAAUUAGCUCUUGCUUAUGAUAUAUCCAAAGCGGGUGUGGAUAUGAUGACCAAAGUUAUGGCACUAGAAUUGGGUCCAAGAAUUAAAGUCAAUACAAUCAAUCCUGGUGUUACUGCCAGUAAUUUUGGUCAAAAUUCUGGUGUUCCGAUAGAAAUGAUGAAACAACUGGAGCUCCAGUCGGCCAGACAGGCACCCCUACAAACUAUAGGCCGUCCCCUCGAUAUAGCCAAUGCGGUGGCAUUCCUGGCCUCAAAAGACGCUCAGUUUAUAACCGGUGCUAAUCUGGUGGUCGACGGAGGGGCAAAGAAUUCACGCGAUUUUACGGGCAAAGUAGUACUGGUCACCGGAUCCAGUUCCGGCAUUGGGGAGGGUAUCGUUAAAUUACUCUCUGUAUUGGGUGCCAAAGUUGUGGUCACCGGUAGGAAAGAGGAUCAAGUGAAACGUGUGGCACAAGAAGUCCAAGAAUUAUCACCGAAAAAAUUAAAACCGUUGGCUGUUGUGGCGGAUGUGACCAAAAAUGAUGACUUAAAUAAUCUAAUGAAUCAAACCAUUAAAACAUUUGGCAAAUUAGAUGUAUUGGUGAAUAACGCCGGUAUCGGGAUGUUUGCCGGCGUUAAGGAUAAGAAUUUAAUGAAAGUCUUUGAUAACGUACUCCGGAUUAAUCUGAGGGCUUACGUCAAGUUAAGUCAAUUAGCCAUUCCUUAUCUCGAAGAAACCAAUGGCACUAUAAUUAGUAUAUCAAGUAUUGCGUCAACUCAUCCGACCAAAUUAGGUCUGCCUUAUGAUAUAUCCAAAGCGGGUGUGGAUAUGAUGACCAAAGUUAUGGCACUAGAAUUGGGUCCAAGAAUUAGAGUCAAUACAAUCAAUCCUGGUGCUACUGAAAGUAAUUUAGGUGCCAAUGCCGGUAUUCCCGUCCAAAUGAUGAAACAAGUUGCAGACCUAAUGGCCAAACGGGCGCCCCUACAGACUACAGGCCGUCCCCUCGAUAUAGCCAAUGCGGUGGCAUUCCUGGCCUCAAAAGACGCUCAGUUUAUAACCGGUGCUAAUCUGGUGGUCGACGGAGGGUUGUCUAUUGAUGGGUCGACACAACCGAAUGAUACCGUCGAUAGCGACCAGUAUCGGGAUCUGCCGAUCGCCCCUCCCGACCCGCACAGGCAGGGCUUAGGCCUAUUGGAGGCACAACCACUCGACGGGCGGUCAGAGUUGUCUGAAAGCCGUGGCAAUCAAAUAAACCGUUUAUUUUGA
Messenger RNA from Oppiella nova, 1388 nucleotides. Lineage: Eukaryota; Metazoa; Arthropoda; Arachnida; Sarcoptiformes; Oppiidae. The record is from the annotation of a GenBank genome assembly.